Molecule: messenger RNA, 3595 nt
Organism: Cercospora beticola
Lineage: Eukaryota; Fungi; Ascomycota; Dothideomycetes; Mycosphaerellales; Mycosphaerellaceae
Gene: RXT3
Product: Rxt3p
Source: RefSeq, a predicted model, not a curated record
GUCCGCUGUCUCUUUUCCCUGACGACUCGACGACUACUUGCAGCUGCCUCGCGACCGCCCUCUACACACACCACCCCUUCUACGCAACAUCCCUUCGACCAUGUGGCCGUGUUGAGGUAUGCCCCGGACGUGUUGCGGGCACAGCAUGCCCUCUUCGCACCAUCGCAGUGUAGUCCUCACAAGCCACGCGAGCAUACGACGGCGUCAACAACGUGUCGCUUGACACGCUCCCAAGACAAAGAGGCCGACAGGAAAAGGACAGCAUGGAACGCACAUCGUAUGGCCGUCCGGGCGAGCGCCUACCAGGACAACAUCCGCCGACGACGUCGUCUUCGAGUCACCCAUCGCCGUACAUGCCGUCGACCGCUCAACCUCCAAUGCAAAUCCCAUACUCCGACCCUUUUCACGCGAAUAGGGAUCCGUUCAUGCCUGGUGGAGACCGACGAGGCAGUGCAGGACUGUCGUCAAGAGCAUGGCAGUUGACGCAAGGUAAUACUUCGCAACAGCACUCACCGCUCGAUCACGCACCUCCGCCGCCCCCUCCACCGAGCCAGUCGGCGCACCCCGCCCCUCUGAGUGCCAUGCCGAUGCCACCGCCCUACGAUCAAUCGCGAAGACGGUCAUUGGGCAAUGCGGGGAGCCCGCAGUAUGGAGCGCCGCUGGAAUCGUUACCACCGCCUCCAUCAUACCCAACCCGAGCGAUGCCACCACCUUCCUCGCCGCAAAACGCCCCUUCGUCUCAUCUAACUUCUGCGCCUCGAGGGCCUCCAACUGCGUCACCAUUCACUGGUAUUCGCGACCUAUCGAGCUCACAUCAUCGCCCUGGAAUGUCUAUAUCGGCCAUUCUAGGUGGUAGCGACGAGCACAAGCCGCCCGGUUCGCCCCAUGGCUCUGCAAAUGGCCCAUCUUCGACCCCUCGGCCAAUGCAACCCCCAUCGCCAGGAAGGGCCAGGUCGUCGAGCAUGCGCGAAAGUGGCGAUCGCGGAAUGAGGCGACACAGCCCGCUGAGAACAUUUGGAGAACCUGCACGCAUGGGAUCAGAGCCACGAAGAGACGGUAUUUUUGGCUCUCCACAAUUCCGACGCGAGCCGGCGCAUGGGUUUAGGGCCUUUCCUCCUCAUGCGCAGGAGCCUACACAACAUUUAAAUGGACAUGGCGCGCCUGCAAGGCCGAGCAGUCAGCCAGCUGAAGCGGAUCGUUUACGUGGGUUGGAGGAGGCAGCACAUCGUGAAAGCAUGCUUGGAGGCAGGGCCACGAGUUUUCGACCUCUGGGCGAUCCACAGCCCCCUGCACGCAGCGAGCCACCAUUUCGGCCGGAGCGACAACCUUACCACAAUGGUGUGACCUCGCAUCCACAGGAGCGAUCAAUAUUCAACAGCCCGCAAACAGAGCGCGACAGAGGCGCACCUGCUCCACCACGGUAUACGCCGUCCGCAGGAGGACCUUUUGGAGGUCCGCCAAGGGAAGACGCAGCUCCCUUGUUUCGACCAGCAUAUCCGCCUACAUCGCACCCAAUAGUGGAGCCUUUGAGGGAAUCCAUUGAAGGGCGGGCGCAAGAGAUGCGACGGCAAUUUUCACGGCCAUCACCACCUCCAGGAGACUUCCAGGGAUAUGACAGACCACGGAACGGAUUCACGGAACGACCCAUGACACUUGAAGAGCAUCAGAGAAUGGAGGCUUUACAACGGGAGCAGCACCGCAAGGAAAGCGAGGGCUCUCUUCGCAAAGGCAUUCUCAAUAUUAGUCCAGAGUUGGAUCGGAGAGGACGUAACUCGCCACUCCCGCAAGCUGUCCAGGGCGCACAGCCUAGACACGUGGGUCCCGGCGGUGACAAUCCGGGGAUUAAGAUGGAGUUUGGCCGCAUGUUCUCCGGGCUGGGAUCUGGUGUCGGCAGUACACCUCACCCCGGACACCCUGCCAAUGGAGCCAGCACACCCACACGCAUGAGUCCCGCCGCUCGAAUGUUGGAAGGGGGCGAUCUCAGGCGGAGUGCAGAAGUGGAUGUUCACAAGGGCCGAGGCAAGGCCGGUUCUAGGUUGGGUCGUCGCAACAAUGGUCGAAGAUCGAGAGACGAACUCGAAGAAGCUGAAGGCAGGAACACGCCCGACGCUCAGCGCGGAAACAAAAAGCCGAAGACCGCCGCUCAGAAUCAUCACCACCAUCAUCACGUUCACCCACACCACCAUCAUUACCAUCAUCACGAAAACGCGGAGGCUAGUAAUGGUUCCCAUGCUGUCCGGCAUCCAUCAAACCCACUUCCGCACGUGAAUCCGAUGGCUAACCAAGCGCAUCAUCACCACCACCACCACGCACAUCCCGUAGGCCACCAUCACCACCACCCACCUAAAGCGAUGCCGAUGCCGCGGAAACCAACAUUGACUGUUGACAACAAAAAAGUGCUUGACGAGGCUGCGACCAAGCCACGCAAGCAUCUUGGAUCGCAUCUGUACACGACCGAGCUAUCUACUCCGCCUGCCGCGGAUACUCCAGCCGAUGCCAAGAUUAAAUACAGUAGCAAGAUGAAGCCAAUACCGGUGUUCACGGGUCACGAAAAUUCCACUUAUACUGUUCGUGUUCCACGGUACUAUCUGAAUUCCGUGGAAGGCGAGUCGAACGGUAAUCAUAGUCUGGAAGAAAUCUGCAAACGGCGGCAACUCUGGGGGACCGAGAUCUACACGGACGAUUCGGACGUUGUUGCAGCAGUGGUGCACUCCGGCUGGCUGAAAGGUGAUUGGGGUGAACUCAAUGACGAUAUACGAGAGCUUUUCGAUGAGACCUCAGGACAGACCAACGUAGACGGAAUGCCUUUGUCACUGGUGGAACGACCUCCCAAACCGGUCAAGGUCCCAGAUGGUCACGAUGCUCAUAUCACUGUACUCAUUCUUCCUCCGCUCGACUCGUAUGCUGCCACGACUCAACAUCAUUUGGCAUCACGAGAGUGGAAGAAGAAGCACGAUGGUAUGUCAUAUAUGAUACACAGCAUAGAAUUUGUGGACGAAGGGCCAGCAAAUCGCUUCGUAGAUCGCAGCGGGGCUGCGAGGAAGAAGAGAAUCGCCAUGGAAGAGGCUGCACGGAGGGAAGCUGCUGCUGGCCUUCUACUAUUUGCCAGUGGCGGGUCAGGUACCGUGCGAGUCGGCGCAUAGGAUUCGCAUGGAGCGAUGCGAUAAGUGAAGAGUGGCAUUGUCUAGACAGGAAGAGGAGUUGCCAACGCCUCUGCAGCAGCCGUGAAGAUGCGCGCACGCAAACUUAGCACUCUCCCUCGCGGAUGUGGCAGUGCUCACGCGCAACUGUGACGAAUUGGUCCAAGGAGAAUACUGCUCAGGACGCUUUCAUGCAGCGGAUCAAAGUACAAGCUCCGCUGCUUACGGGACGAAAGACAGUUCAGUGGACAGCAUAGAGUGAAAAGGGACGAGAAGCUCCGCAAGAGAGGAAUGACGGCCAACGACUGAUGCCGUGGCAUUCCUCCAUGACCAGCAUGACGGCAAGCAUGUGUUGUAGAAGAUAUAUUAUUAUGAUAAUGAAGAUCGGAUUGUACAGACUGCUGGUCGUCACUUAGCUGCUCACCUGUCUGCGUCUUGUCAAUGACUAAUCCCGC